UUUAAAAUAUUUUCUUUAUUGAUGUUUAACUACUGCCAUUGUGUAGGGCUUUCACUGAAGUCACAGGAAUUGACAGCUUUAUUUUUAGCUGUUAGACUCUACUGCAGUUUUGUAAUGGAGUACGAUAUACACACAUUAUUGGACUCUGCCACGUUAGUCACAACAUUGUGGGUUAUCUACAUGAUCCGUUUUAAGUUAAAAUCUAGUUACAUGGAGGAUAAGGACAACUUUGUCAUCUACUAUGUGGUGGUGCCUUGUCUGGUACUAGCCUUCGCAGUUCAUCCUACAACCUCACACAACAUUGUGAACAAAAUUUCCUGGGCAUUCUGUGUUUAUUUAGAAGCUACAUCAGUGUUGCCACAAUUACGUUUGAUGCAAAACACGAAGAUUGUUGAGCCCUUUACAGCACAUUAUGUAUUUGCAUUGGGAAUUGCGAGGUUCUUGAGCUGUGCCCAUUGGAUCCUUCAGGUUUGA
Messenger RNA from Phalaenopsis equestris, 474 nucleotides. RefSeq names its product ER lumen protein-retaining receptor-like. Gene Ontology annotation, cellular component: membrane. The transcript is spliced from 3 exons. Gene Ontology annotation, biological process: protein retention in ER lumen. Gene Ontology annotation, molecular function: ER lumen protein retrieval receptor activity. The record is from RefSeq and is a predicted model, not a curated record. The coding region runs from base 22 to 474 and encodes 150 amino acids. Lineage: Eukaryota; Viridiplantae; Streptophyta; Magnoliopsida; Asparagales; Orchidaceae.